Molecule: messenger RNA, 3177 nt
Organism: Penicillium malachiteum
Lineage: Eukaryota; Fungi; Ascomycota; Eurotiomycetes; Eurotiales; Aspergillaceae
Product: putative zinc metalloprotease
Exons: 3
Molecular function (GO): metal ion binding
Source: RefSeq, a predicted model, not a curated record
UCAUCAAGUUUUCGGCGAUAUAUUCGCACUGGGCUAGCCCCAUUGAUCAAUAUGUCUCACUUCAAAUUGUUACAGCAAUUCAAGCCUGACUACUCGGCGAGCGAGUUCACAGAGUAUGAGUCUCAACGUACUGGAAUGCGUGUCGUCGUUAUCGACCAAAAAGGCCCUAAAGUAAACGGUUAUUUCGUUCUGGCUACCGAGAUUCACGAUGACUCCGGCGCUCCUCAUACCCUGGAGCAUCUCUGUUUCAUGGGAUCUCGCAACUUCCGCUACAAGGGCUUCCUGGAUAAGCUCGCUACGCGUGUAUAUUCUAGCACCAACGCUUGGACGGCCACUGAUCACACAGCAUACACACUUGACACAGCUGGUUGGGAGGGAUUUGCACGAAUCUUGCCCGUCUAUCUGGAGCAUGUCAUCGCUCCUACCUUGACUGAUGAAGGUUGUUAUACCGAAGUACACCACAUUGAUGGCACCGGUAAUGAUGCUGGUGUUGUAUACUCUGAGAUGCAGGGAGUUCAAAACAACGCCGCUGAGCUGAUCGACUUAGCUGCUAGACGUUUGACAUACCCCACAGAUGUUGGCUUCCGGUAUGAGACCGGUGGUAUGAUGGAACAACUCCGUGUUCUCUCAGCUGAGCGAAUCCGGGAAUUCCACCGAGAGAUGUACCAGCCUAAGAAUCUUUGUUUGGUUAUUACUGGUGAGGUGGACCAGAACAACAUGUUGGAUAUUCUAGACGAGUUUGAAGACACAAUCUUGGAUGUGAUUCCAAGCCCGACAGCUCCCUUCAAGAGACCUUGGGUCGACUCCAAGCAGACCCCAGCUCUGGAGAAGUCCGUCAUCAAGAAGGUCGAAUUCCCUGAGGAGGAUGAAUCUUUUGGCGAGAUUGAAAUUCGAUUCCUUGGACCUGAUUGCAACAAUGCUAUUCUAUCGGGUGCUCUUAAUGUGGCUUUGCUCUACCUUGCCGGGUCAUCUGCUUCUCUAUUGGAGAAUACCAUUGUCGAGAAGGAACAGAUUGCCAGCGCCGUUUACUAUGCUACGGAGGAACAUCCCAGCAUUGAAAUUCGCUUCACUAUGACCAGUGUCGCGACUGAAAAGCUUGAGCAGGUCGAAAAGCGAUUCUUCGAGAUUUUGCAGGAGGCGAUGGAAAAAGAUCUUGACAUGAAGUACCUCAAGGAAUGUAUUGACCGUCAGCGUCGCACCUGGAAGUUUGCCACUGAGAGUUCUGCCGCAUCUUUCGCUGAGUAUGUCAUCACCGAUUUCCUGUUUGGCAACCGGGACGGCUCAACUCUGCGGGAUGUCGCAUCUCUGAAGGAGUACGAUACCCUUGAGCAGUGGACACAAGACCAAUGGCGAGGAUUCAUUAAGAUGUGGAUUUCAGAUGCAAACCAUGUUUCCAUUUUGGGUAUUCCAUCUCUGAAGCUGUCUGACAAAUUCAAGAACGAUGAGGAAGCUCGUGUUGCUGCGCAGAAAAAGCGUCUCGGCGAGGACGGGCUGAAGGAUCUCGCAGACAAGCUUGAGAAGGCCAAGGCAGAGAAUGACAAGGAAAUUCCAGAGCAUUUGCUGGCGGGUUUCCAAAUUCCUACCACCGAAUCUAUCCACUUUAUGGAGACAGUGACUGCCCGGUCAGGUGCUGCUCUCAAGGCUGGACGCCCUGAUAAUGCUCUUCAGAAGCUCAUUGAGAGCGAUGCAAACAAGACAGGACUGCCCAUUUGGAUGCACUUUGAACACAUCCCUAGCAGUUUUGUUCAGUUGUCCGUUCUUAUCUCCGCACAGUCUGUUCCUAUUCAACUGCGUCCCCUCCUGUCAAUUUUUACCGAAGCGUUCUUUAACGUCCCGCUCCAGCGUGAUGGUAAGACCAUUGACUUCGAGCAAGUCGUUGUUGAACUGGAGAAGGACACUGUUGGCUAUGGAAUGGAAGCCGCCCGAGCUCUUGGAAACUCUGAGAUGCUCCGUGUUUCAUUCCAGGUUGAGCUUGAGAAGUACGAGACUGCAAUUGCCUGGCUCCAGGAGUUGUCUUGGAACACUAUCUUUGAUGUUGAGAGACUACGCGCCAUCACCACCCGACUUCUCGCCGACGUGCCUGAUUCCAAGCGCAGCGGCGAGGAUAUGCUCGCCUCCGUGCAUGUGAUGGUUCACUAUGCGGAGGAGUCUAUUGUCCGCGCUCGCAACACUCUGGUCAAGGCCCGCUACCUCAAGCGUGUCAAGAAGCUGCUCGCCGAUCAGCCCCAGGAGAUUGUGAAUCGCAUGGAAGAGAUCCGCAAGUCCCUCUUCCAGCCUGAAAAUGUCCGUAUCGUCGUGAUCGCGGACCUGGAGAAGCUCACCAACCCUGUCUCUGCCUGGAAGCCCUUCGCUGAGCGUUUGGGUACUAGCACUGAGUUGAAGCCUAUCACCAACCGACGUGAUCUGAUGAGCGAUGCAGGUAAGACCAUUGGCAACAAGGCCUAUAUUGUCCCUAUGCCCACCGUCGAUUCUUCCUUUGCCUACGCCAGUGCCCGUGGUCUCGACUCCUACGACCACCCCAAGUUGCCUUCUCUGCUGGUUGCCAUGGCUUACAUGAACGCCGUCGAAGGUCCCCUCUGGGUGGCUGUCCGUGGUAAGGGUCUGGCUUACGGUACUACCUUUGCUCACAACAUCGACACCGGCUUUGUCAACUUCGAUGUAUACCGCUCUCCAAACGCCCACAAGGCCUUCGAGGCCAGCAAGCAGAUCGUCGAGGACCACCUGUCUGGCGCGUCACCCUUUGAUCCACUGAUGCUGGAGGGCUCGAUCAGCAGUAUCGUCGUCAGCUUCGCUAAUGAGCAGAUGACCGCUGCCAGCGCCGCGCAGGGCAGUUUCAUCCGUCAGGUCGUCCGCAACCUGCCUCUUGACUACAAGGAGAAGAUGCUGAAGAAGGUCCGCGAUAUCAGCGUCGAUGAAGUGAAGGAUGCUCUGCGUGAAAUCAUCCUGCCGCUAUUUGACGCCAAGACAGCGAAUUUGGUUGUUACCUGUGGUACUGUUCUAGAAGAGCCCAUCAAGCAAGGCUUCGAGUCUUUUGGCUUCACACCUAAGGUCCAGGCUUUGAAGGAGUUUGAAGAUGAUUAUGGCUUUAAGCUAGGUGCUAAUGAGGAUGAGGAAGAGGAGGAUGAUGACGAUGACGAGUCUGGAUCCGAGGAGGAGAGUGACGAGGAUGAUGAGUGA